GGUACAGAGCUCUCAGCUCAGGUAAGAGGGGAUCCUGCUCCCAUUUUCUCCUCGGCUCCUGUUUAAUGAUUAGCCCUCGGCGUGGAAUGUAACAUGGCACAACUCCUAUAAGCUGCUUUUUGGAAGAACACAAUCAAAAUGGAGACCUCACACUGCUUCAGGCAGUGGAAAAACAGCUAUGCCAUGAUCAGCAGACUCAUAUUCUUCAUGUAUGUGUUUGGAGGAACCCUAUUCUGCGCAGGAUUCCUUUUAUCGCUCUACGUGUUCCAGGCCUGUAAAGUUGGGGUCCAGAACUACUGCAGCACGAGUUUUAAAAUAACAGGACCUUCACUUGCUGUGCUGGGACUUGCUUCUAUAGUGUUAGCGAAAUCUAGAGCAAGGUUGGAGGCCACAAGAAGGCCAUUACCAGAUGGACAAGUAGACCCUGACCGCUUUUUUCUCUUUGGUGAAAGCCGCCAGUUUUUUCAGUGUUUAGUAUUUGGAGUUUUGAUUGUGACUUGUGGAAUACUUGUCAGUAUUUUGGGUUCUUGGAUACCUGGUUGUAAAGAAACAUUCCCAGAUCAAAAUGUUACUGGCACAAGUUCACACAUCAGAACCUGUGGCCUCUUGUCUAUGCAGAUAUUGGGACCUCUGAUUAUCCUGAUUGGAUUGGGUUCUUUUGUGAUGGGUCAUAUAAAGAGAAAACGUCAAAAUCAUGAGGAACCAGUUAUUGAUGAGGAGCCUCAAGCACCAGCAGAUGGCCGAUUUCAUGUUACUGUUGGUGAUACCGUUAUAAUAUUCCCAUCACCGCCGCCUCCCUAUUUUGAGGAUCCUUUAGCACCAGUUGUUGGUUCAGAUGGGGCAACUUUACCAAGUAGUGAGAAUCCACCCGCUUACAGUAGUAUUUAUAACAUAAGGACAUAUCAGAAUGAUGGUGGCAACAUCGCAGGCCAAGAUUGUACGGUAUACACGAUUCCGCUACCCAGUUACUCCAAUGAAUGUUAUUCCAAUGUGUAUUUUGAAUCGGACCCUCCACCAAAAUAUGAAGAGAAAGAUUCUGCAUUACCUGAACCCUCCACAUCACCCCCCGUUACUCCAAGGGACUCAUCUAAUCCUAAUCCUGCAGAGUCUUCAUCUAAUCCUGUACCAGAAGACACCUAGGACAAAACUGUGAACUUUUACGAGGAGUAAAAUAAAUGCCAAGUUGUAUUAAAAAUUUGCAUCUGCCAUCUCCUGGCAGGGGUGGCAUCCAUGUAAUUGCCUUUAGUAUGAACUGUACCUGUAUAUGUGACUCCUCAUGGGCUACACGUGAAGCUUAAUAAUCAUAUUGAAGCCUCAUGCACAUGGGUGUAUUUGUAUCAAUCCGACUGCAAGAGACUAUAUCAUACUCCAUUGGAUGCCAUAUUGCAGAGCAAUUCUGCCCUAUGAGAUCUGCCACCAAAGAAGAAGCUGUGUUGCUCGAAGCACUCACUAUGUGGUGGCACAUAUUGGGAGCUUUUUGUGCCACCAUAAAGCCAAGCCCAAGUACACAUGGUUCUGCCAUGUGCAUACAACACUGUGUUAAGUCUAGUAUACGGCUUCAAAGGGCAGUGCAUGACUUCGCCUUUUGGCGUCAUCAGACAGCACUAUGCAUAACAAUGUAUGCAGUUUUUGUUUUUCCCUAGAGAGUUCCUUUAAACAAAACUCCUAAAUCAUACACAAGCAAAAGGAUUAAAGUGGUUGUCCUGGAUUACGAAAACAUGGCUGCUUUUUUUUUUUUUUUUAAUAAAAACAGUGCCACGCCUACCCACAGGUUGUGUGUGGUAUUGCAGCUCAGUCCCACUUACUUCAACAGAACCAGUCUGCAAUACCACAUACAACGCAUGUUAUUCUAGUCCAGGGCAACCGGUUUUGUCCCCACUUGUCUUGUGUACAAUUUCAUGUCCAGUAUCUGGACAAUGUGCAGAAGAUAAAUUAAUAAAAAGCUUACCGGUAGAUUUAGAUCAGUUCUAUGUAAACUACAUGUCUUUAGGAAUCUAAUGUAUUACUGUGAGUCCAUCCUACUAUGCUUUCUUUUAAUCCUAAACCGGCGUUAACGCCUUCCAAAUAAUUAUUUUUUUAAGUUAAUUUUAAAAUUUCUAUAUUCUUAUUCCUGUGCAGAUAUUUACUGAAUGAAAUGUGUAACAGAUAUUUUUUUUCAAAAAAUGCAUAGAAAACUUGAA
Bufo gargarizans (Asiatic toad) is the source of this 2180-nucleotide messenger RNA. RefSeq names its product transmembrane protein 171 (gene TMEM171). Bases 139 to 1140 code for a protein of 333 amino acids. NCBI's taxonomy places the organism in Eukaryota, Metazoa, Chordata, Amphibia, Anura, Bufonidae. The record is from RefSeq and is a predicted model, not a curated record. The transcript has 4 exons.